AUGGCAGCCUUAAACUCUAGCAUCGCUCUGUCCUCUACAUUUUAUCUUACAGGUAUCCUUGGCUAUGAGGAAUACCACCAUUUGAUUUCUAUCCCUUUUUGUCUCCUCUGUCUUAUUGGAAUAAUGGGUAACUGCACUAUCCUGCAUAUUGUCCGAACAGAUACCAGGCUCCAUGAGCCCAUGUACUACUUCCUGGCCAUGCUUUCUCUCACUGAUAUGUGCAUGUCCACACCCACAAUGAUAACACUUUUCAGAGUUUUAUGGUCCAUUUCCAGGGAAAUUCAGUUUGAAGUAUGUGUAGUCCAAAUGUUUUUAAUUCAUACCUUUUCCUUCACUGAGUCAUCUGUGCUCUUAGCCAUGGCAAUUGACCGGUACGUGGCUAUCUGCUAUCCUCUGAGAUAUGCUACCAUUCUGACCCCAAGACUAAUCAUCAAAAUAGGAAUUGCAUCUCUUCUUAGGAGUUCCUUGCCUUUGGUUCCACUCCUGGUCCGACUUUCCUUCUUACCAUUCUGCCGUUCUCAUAUCCUGUCUCAUUCCUAUUGUCUGCAUCAGGAUAUCAUUCGUCUUGCCUGUGCUGAUAUAAAAUUCAAUGUUAUAUAUGGAUUGGGUGUUGUUAUUGUGCUGUGGGGAAUAGAUUGCUUGGGUAUUUUCGUGUCUUAUGUAUUUAUUCUUCACUCUGUAUUAAAGAUUUCAUCGCGAGAGGGGAGGUUUAAGGCACUCAACACAUGUGCAUCUCACAUCUGUGCUGUACUCAUUUUGUAUGUUCCGAUGAUUGGACUAUCUAUUAUUCAUCGUUUUGCUAAACACUCCUCCCCCCUGAUCCAUAUAUUUAUGGCUCAUGUCUACUUAUUUAUUCCACCUGUACUUAACCCAAUCAUCUACAGUGUGAAAACCAAGCAGAUCCGCCAAGGAAUGGUGCAUUUGUUUCUCCCUAAAAAAUUUGGAUCUUCGUUGAGAUAG
Molecule: messenger RNA, 960 nt
Organism: Suncus etruscus (white-toothed pygmy shrew)
Lineage: Eukaryota; Metazoa; Chordata; Mammalia; Eulipotyphla; Soricidae
Product: olfactory receptor 51G2-like
Exons: 1
Coding region: 1-960 (319 amino acids)
Biological process (GO): G protein-coupled receptor signaling pathway
Cellular component (GO): membrane
Molecular function (GO): olfactory receptor activity; G protein-coupled receptor activity
Source: RefSeq, a predicted model, not a curated record